This is a messenger RNA of Dovyalis caffra, 198 nucleotides long. Lineage: Eukaryota; Viridiplantae; Streptophyta; Magnoliopsida; Malpighiales; Salicaceae. The record is from the annotation of a GenBank genome assembly.
CAGCCCAUAGCAAGGUGGUAUUUUCCCCAAGAAGUUGAUUUCAGACUUGAGCACCUGCCCCCUGAUGCCAAAGGACUUGCGGUUUGGAUAAUUGAAGCCAAAGUGUGUGAUAGUGACAUCAUCGAAAUGCUUUCCACCACUGUAUCAAACCCGGAAGAAGCUUUGCAAAGCCUAUCUGUAAGACACAAAGUUGCUUGA